Molecule: messenger RNA, 2179 nt
Organism: Cyprinus carpio (common carp)
Lineage: Eukaryota; Metazoa; Chordata; Actinopteri; Cypriniformes; Cyprinidae
Product: glycerophosphodiester phosphodiesterase 1-like
Biological process (GO): lipid metabolic process
Molecular function (GO): phosphoric diester hydrolase activity
Source: RefSeq, a predicted model, not a curated record
UAGUCGUGUUGUUGGGAAGUUUCCACCACCUGGCUGGCAUUGCGUCAGAUAACGUUAGUUAUUAUAUUAUAGAGAUCUUGCGCUUUUUGUUCGUCAAGCAGCUUGAAGGGUUAUCGGUACGCAGUGUAAAUACAUUUACUUAGGCUGUCAUUAAUAGCAGUUAAUGCUGUUUAUUGUGCUGAGGUCAGCAGUCAAUCUGGUCACGCGAGCGAUUUCGAAAAAAACCCGUGAUGUCAUGAUAAUUCUGCCAGUUCAUUAAUGCAAGCAGGUUUGUGACACACAAUGAAUGACGGGAGGCUGAACACUACAGUAUCAACAUCUGGAUGACCCUCGCGACGCGGAUGUCGUCUGAAAGCAUCGACCGAGCGGAAACCAGCUGAUGCUACAUGUGUAUUGAUCACCGAUCGGUUAUUUGCAAUAACAGCGCUCGUGUGUUUGUAGGCUCGCUUUCUCGCCAUGCUUCAGUUUGGAGACGAGCUCACGCUGUUCUCUGUCGUCUUCGUCGUGGUUCUGCUGGGAACCAGGAGCGCCGUCUGGCCCACGGUGCUCACGGCCUCUCUCUACCUCUUCCUGGUGAUGUUCCGGUUCCCGCAGGUCCCCUCCAGCCGGGCCAGACAGGUGCUUCGGCCCGCGUCCGGAGCGUCAGCGGUGGCGCACCGCGGCGGGGGACACGACGCCCCCGAGAACACCAUCGCUGCUAUACGGGCGGCGAGUGAGAAUGGAGCCAUGGGUGUGGAGCUGGACCUGGAGUUCACGGCGGAUGGGGUUCCCAUACUGAUGCAUGAUGACACCGUGGACCGAACCACAAACGGAUCGGGACCGCUGAGCAAGCUGCUCUUCUCCGAACUGCGAAAACUGGACGCAGCGGCCAAACACAGAUUCAGUGACCUUUUCCGAGGUGAGAAGGUUCCAACGCUGCAGGAGGCUGUAGAGGAAUGCAUCAAGCGCCAGCUGACCAUCUACUUUGACGUCAAAGGUCAUCCAGAUGAGGCAGCUGCGGCACUGAAAGAAUUAUUCCAGAAGUAUCCAGUGCUCUACAACACAAGCAUCGUCUGCUCAUUUGAGCCCAAAGUCAUCUAUAGGACGCGGCAGGCGGAUCCUAAUGUGGUGACCGCAUUGACCCAUCGGCCGUGGAGUCUGAGUCGGUUUGGCGACGGGACGCCGCGGUUCUCAUCCGUGUGGAAGCACCACUGGAUGCAGGUGUUGGACGUGCUCCUGGAUUGGGCCCAUCAUCACCUGCUGUGGAACCUGUGCGGAGUCUCCGCCUUCCUGGUGCAGAAGAACUUCGUCUCGCCGGACUAUGUGCAGUACUGGGCAGCCCGAGGCGUAGAGGUGGUGGGCUGGACGGUGAACACGGCUGUGGAGAAGCAGUACUACGAGCAACUACUGAAGAUCACCUACAUCACUGACAGUCUCGUAGAGGACUGUGAACCUCACUACUGAAACGCCACCUCGUACAAUCAAUAGUUUGGGCCUUUUAUAAUUCAAGCUACUAAACUGUCCUACUUCACUCAACAUAUUGAAGUAUGUGUCUGUAAUGAAUUGCUCUGUUUUAGGCAGCAUGCCGUAGAGACUUGAAAUUUACAGGGUAACCGAGUGCUUUCAUUGUGUGAGAUGUAUAAUACGGGAGAUGUAAAUAUCAGUGUUCGAAUGUACUGUACACACCCACUCAGGUGAGCCAAUUUGACAAUAGAGGUAUUAUAUCAUUAUUUUAUUCCCAUCUUAAUGGCAUUAUUCAUUGAAGAAGGACAUUUAUGAGGAAAGUAAGGGGGAUUUAUUCAGUAGACCUGCUACUUUUUUACUGCUGCUUGUGUAGAAACAGCACCGUAGCUACAAACUAUUUAGGCUAAUGUAUAUUUAGGCUUUACUCUCAUUCAUGAAAAAUAGAUAGUUGAGUAUUCCUUCCUAUUUGGGUUAAUUUCAUGUUUAAGAGUCUGGUAUUGAUAGCUAAUGAACAAGUUACAUGUAAAACAACACUCUGUAGUCAUGCCUACUUUAAGAGGGGUCAAGAAAUGUAAAAGCAAUAGGUCUUGAUCUGAGGUAAGAUCUCGGGCAGCUAUCAAACCCCAACCUUAUGUUGGAUACAUGAAUACUAAUUCAGGAUUACUUCAAAUAGUGGCAUGUUUCUGUUUUCUCUGGUGGUAAUACUUAAAUAAAACUAUUAAAUUCUUAAUUUACA